Molecule: messenger RNA, 777 nt
Organism: Aspergillus versicolor CBS 583.65
Lineage: Eukaryota; Fungi; Ascomycota; Eurotiomycetes; Eurotiales; Aspergillaceae
Product: sterol desaturase family protein
Exons: 1
Biological process (GO): ergosterol biosynthetic process
Molecular function (GO): C-4 methylsterol oxidase activity; iron ion binding
Source: RefSeq, a predicted model, not a curated record
UUUGAAGUGCUUCGAUUCUCACACACCAUGUCGGCCCUCUGGAACCACGUCGUCCAGCAGUAUGACCCCCUGCUCAUCGACUUUGUCGGCAACUCGGCCGUCAGCGUCGUCUCCUUCUGGCUGCCUUCGCUCUUCUUCCUCUCGCUGGAAUCGAUCUCGCCACAGUUCUCGACCAGGCAUAAGAUCCAGCCGGCGCCCAAGCAGCCCACCAGAGCCCAGAUCUGGGACUGCGUGGGCGUCGUGGUGAGAAAUCAGUUGAUCUCCUUCGCCAUGAGCGGACUCAACACCCUCGCAGCAGCCAAGCUGCAAAUGCCCUCGUCGUUCCGCAUCACGGCAGAGCUGCCCGGUGCAUACGAGCUUCUCCGCGACAUUGCGCUCUGCUGGAUCGGCCGUGAGGUUCUAUUCUACUAUUCGCACCGCCUGCUGCACUGGCCGCCGCUCUACAGGCCCAUCCACAAACUACACCACCGGUUUACAGCGCCAAUGGCACUGGCAGCCCAAUACGCGCACCCAAUUGAGCAUGUCUUUGGCAAUGUCCUCCCGGCCGUGCUGCCGGCCGUGCUGCUGAACACGCACAUCCUCACCUUCUGGCUCUUUCUGACCAUGGUCCUGGUCGAGACCACCACCACCCACAGCGGCUAUGACUUUUUCGCUGGGGCAGCCCGCUCGCACGACAUCCACCACGAGAAAUUCAACUAUAACUUCGGCGGGAUGGGGCUGUUGGAUCGGGUGCACGGGACCAAGUACGAGACGGUGGACGCUCGCAAGAACCAAUAA